Molecule: messenger RNA, 2325 nt
Organism: Cadophora gregata
Lineage: Eukaryota; Fungi; Ascomycota; Leotiomycetes; Helotiales; Ploettnerulaceae
Gene: ERB1
Product: Ribosome biogenesis protein erb1
Exons: 2
Coding region: 1-2325 (774 amino acids)
Biological process (GO): maturation of LSU-rRNA from tricistronic rRNA transcript (SSU-rRNA, 5.8S rRNA, LSU-rRNA); ribosome biogenesis
Cellular component (GO): PeBoW complex; preribosome, large subunit precursor
Molecular function (GO): protein binding; ribonucleoprotein complex binding
Source: RefSeq, a predicted model, not a curated record
AUGUCGCCGCCAACGACAAGGGACAGAAAGCGCAAAGCGGCAACUCGCGAUGUUCCUGAGCAUUCAGAUGUGGAGUCGGAAGCCGAAUUUGGAGAUGGACUGCUAGAAGGCAUCUUGUCGCAAAGCGAAGACUCGGAAGGCGACAGUGAGGACGAAGGAGACAGCGAGGACGAAGAGGAGGUAGAUGAGGAUGAAUUGGAGGCCCUAGAUAGCGAUGAAAUACCGUCAGAAGAUGACGACGAUGGUGCGAACGGAGUUCUAGUGAAAAGCAACGGCACAGCACAAGACGCGAUCAGCAGUCGAGCGAUACUUGAGGAAGAAGACGACGACAAGCCCAAUUAUACGGUCACAACGGACGCCAAUGGAGGAGAACGAUACAUCUACAAAGAGAUAGAUCCUGUCUAUGAUUCGGACGAUUCUGAUGCAGCAGAUGCUACCAACACGAUUGGAAAUAUUCCGUUAACAUUUUACGAUUCGUACCCACACAUUGGAUAUGAUAUCAAUGGCAAGAAAAUUAUGCGGCCCGCCAAGGGAGAGGCACUGGAUGCAUUACUGGACAGUAUAGAUGUGCCUAAAGGCUGGACCGGAAUGACCGAUCCUGCAACUGGAAAGCCUCUGAACCUAAGCCAGGAUGAAUUGGAAAUUCUCCGAAGAAUUCAGACAAACGAGAUGCCAGAAGAUGGAUAUGAUCCAUAUCCUGCUACUGUCGAGUACUUCACUGGUAUCGAGGAGAUCAUGCCUCUGAGUUCGGCACCAGAGCCAAAACGGCGCUUCUUACCAUCCAAGCAUGAAGCCAAGAGAAUCAUGAAAAUUGUUCGAGCCAUUCGUGAAGGAAGGAUUCUACCAUAUAGGCCACCCGAAGAGAAAGAAGAGGAAGAGGAAGAGGUACAUUACGAUAUUUGGCAGGAUGAACAAGCACGGCCUGACCAUGUUAUGAACAUUCCUGCACCAAAAGCGCCUCCGCCAGGUUAUGAUCUGAGUUACAAUCCACCUCCGGAAUAUCUCCCUUCGAAGUCAGAGAAGAAAGAGUGGGAGUCAACUGAUCCAGAAGAUAGAGAGAAGGAAUACUUGCCUACAGGCUACGAUUCAUUACGGAAAGUACCAGGGUAUGAGAAGUUUAUCAAGGAACGAUUUGAACGCUCAUUGGACUUGUACUUGGCACCUCGCGUUCGCAAGAAUCGACUCAACAUUGAUCCAGCAUCGCUGCUACCGAAGCUACCAAGGCCCGAGGAGCUUAAGCCUUUCCCUACUGUGUGCUCCACACUGUUCCGGGGUCACGACGGCAGAGUACGCAGCUUGGCUAUUGACCCAUCUGGAAUUUGGCUUGCAAGUGGUGGUGACGAUGGCACAGUCCGUGUUUGGGAACUUUUGACAGGACGACAGCUUUGGAGCGCCAAGAUUGGUGACGACGAAGCAGUAAAUGUUGUAAGAUGGAGACCUGGGAAGGAUGCAGUUAUACUUUCAGCAGCUGCUGGUGAAGACAUCUAUCUUCUCGUUCCACCGAUCGUGGAUCCACAAACAGAAGCCGCCAGCCGUGAACUGCUUGAUGCAGGAUUCGGGUAUGCCACGAACGCGACUCAAGCACUCACCGCAAAUGGCGCCCGGAAAGAACCUGUAGCGAAGUGGACUCGACCGGGAUCGCGUCUUGAGGACGAAGGAGUUCUCAUCAAGAUUACCGUUCGCACAACAGUAAAAGUUAUUAGCUGGCACCGUAGGGGGGAUUUCUUUUCAACCGUAUCUCCAACAGCUCAGAAGAGUGCUGUUGCCAUCCAUACACUCUCGAAGCACCUUACUCAAAUACCCUUCCGCCGACUUCCUGGGAUUCCACAGACGGUCCAAUUCCACCCUUCGAGACCACUAUUCUUCGUUGCAACGCAGCGUACAAUCCGCAGUUAUGAUCUUCAAAAGCAGGAGCUUGUUAAGAUCAUUCAACCUGGUGCUAGAUGGAUCUCGUCCUUCGAUAUCCAUCCUGGCGGCGACAAUCUCAUUGUUGGUUCAUAUGAUAGACGACUUCUGUGGCACGAUCUGGACCUGUCGACUCGGCCGUAUAAGACCAUGAGAUUCCACACUAAAGCUAUUCGCGCAGUCAAGUAUCACAAAGGAGGCUUCCCAUUGUUCGCCGAUGCCAGUGAUGACGGUAGCUUACAGAUUUUCCAUGGCAAGGUUGUCAGUGACAUGAUGGAGAACGCAACUAUCGUACCAGUGAAGGUUCUCAAGGGACACAAGGUCAAGAGUGCGCUGGGCGUUAUGGAUAUCGAUUGGCAUCCAAGGGAACCAUGGUGUGUAAGUGCUGGCGCUGAUGGUACUUGCCGCUUAUGGAUGUGA